Molecule: messenger RNA, 1948 nt
Organism: Carassius auratus (goldfish)
Lineage: Eukaryota; Metazoa; Chordata; Actinopteri; Cypriniformes; Cyprinidae
Gene: cnih4
Product: cornichon family member 4
Exons: 5
Coding region: 69-488 (139 amino acids)
Biological process (GO): vesicle-mediated transport
Source: RefSeq, a predicted model, not a curated record
UCUCGACGCUCCAGCAGCGGGAGAGCGAAGAAGCACCCGGAAGCAGCAGUGAAAGCGGAAGUGCAGAGAUGGAGGCGGCUGUGUUCAUCUUCUCGCUCGUCGACUGCUGUGCUUUAAUCUUUCUGUCUGUGUAUUUCAUCAUCACUCUCUCUGAUCUGGAGUGUGACUACAUCAAUGCUCGAUCCUGCUGCUCCAAACUCAACAAAUGGGUCGUUCCUGAGAUGAUCGCUCAGGCUCUGGCCACGCUCCUCAUGCUGGGCUCCAUGCACUGGUUUGUGUUCCUGCUCAACCUCCCCGUGGCGUCCUGGGACGUUUACAGAUACGUGAAGGUUCCCCUGGGGAACAUGGGAGUGUACGAUCCCACAGAGAUUCACAACAGAGGCCAGCUCAAGUCCCACAUGAAGGAAGCCAUGAUCAAACUGGGCUUCCACCUCCUCUGCUUCUUCAUCUACCUGUACAGCAUGAUCCUGGCUCUCAUCAACGACUGACCCACAACACAAACUGCCAAAUCAUGAACUGGCCUUUACAUUUUGUGAAUAAACUCCAAGCAUCCCAAUCAGAAGAUCAGCUCCAGCUUUCCUCCACACGUUCUCCUCUCCUCUCGUUACGUGUCUGUACUUCACGUUGGUUUCUCUGGAUCUUGCACUGCUUCUCAGGGCUGAAGCAUCAAGUCAAUCGCACUGAAUCUCUCAACAGGAUUAUAAAACAUUCUUAGUUUAUAUCUUACAGUUCGGACUUGGUUUCUUGCAGUUCUGAACUGCAAGAUAUAAACACAGUAACAAUAAACGUGCAAUUCUGAGGAAAAAAAGUUAUAAUUAUGAGAUAGAUAUAUAUUGUUUUCUGUAUCCCGUGGCAGAAACAAGUUUCCAUAGAUUUACCCUUAAUGGUUUGAAAUAUAUGCUUUUUUUAUUAUUAUUUGAUGAGCUAGAUGCAUAAGUUUCAUGCUUUUUUUUUUUUUGAUUUUUUCUCUCAUUCACUUGCAUGCUUUUUUUUUUUUUUUAACUGCCUGUUGUUGGAAGCAUUUUCUGUGUAUGUUCUCUUGUUUACAGCUGAGCUUCGCUCUAGAAUAACCAGGACCUGCACUAAUGUGUUCAUCACAACCUCUGAAUCACAUCUGAGCCAUUUGAUCAACUUCCUGCUAAUCACAUUUCAGUGGCUUGUUUUUGAGCAGAUAUCAUUGGUUUUGUGCUGCUUUUCAUGUUUAAGAAUGUGUCUGAAUUUUAGCAGAUCAUACGCCUCAAUAUUUGCUUGAUGUUAAAGUGAGAUUUCAUCCUUUUAGUGGUGACUCUCAGCAAACUUGGAGCCCAAAAUCACAAGAAUUAAAGUAUAUUUUGUUUAAAGAAACUGAAGGCACUGUUAAGAACCAUUAAGAUAUUUUUAAUGUUGUUUUAAUGAAAAAAUUGCACAUUUCUCUUCUCAUUCGUAUUUUUCUUUUGGGUAUUUUAUUGUUUUCAAAGGUGCUUAUUACAAAAUACAUGUUAAAUUCUCAAAGAUCAUCCAAUUUAAAUCAUAAAAUGUGUUUUGAAUGUAUAUGUCAUAGUAUUUGCUGGGCUGCCUGUUGAUUUAAAAUCAAAGUUUAAUUGUCACGUGAAUACUAUAGAAAAAGUGCUUAAUAACAGGUAUCAUUUUCUUUACACUAAAUACUUUUCUUUGAUUUUGAAUUGGGAUUUUCUUUUCUCUGAGGAUUCACCUGUCGAGGUUAAUGAAAGCUGGUACGCAGGGGUGUGGGUUUGUUCAAACACUACGCAGCAUCACAUGAUCUUCAUUGAGUUUUAUCAGUCAGUCCUGCGUUGAAAAGCCCUGUGAAGUAGCUGUUCAUGUCUCAUCAUACUGCUGUCGUUCGAGAGGGUUUGCUUUGUGAGCAUGUGAGAUCUGUCUCACCGGUUAUGUUCAGUUCUUUUGCAUAUUUGCAUUUGUGGGGUUUAUUAAAUAAAAAGAUGAUCAUGAA